AAGAAUCCUCAGAUGUCUGCCUCAGCUGAGGAUUAGGGGAGAUUAGAGGAAACACGAAGUCUAUCCGGAAGCCUUCCCUCAGACAUUGUCGGUGAAAACCAUUCACUAGGCAAGGAGAAACACAAUGGCCACCGUGAUGGAGCUGAGCCUCACCAGAGGGGAGAGUAAGUACUCUCAAGAAAUGCAAGUGGACAAGAAGCUCCCUGGGAAAGUUCUAGGCUUAUGUUCCACUCGCUAUGGGUUAGCCCUCAUUGUACAUUUCUGCAACUUGUCACUGAUAGCACAGAAUGUUAUCAUAUACAUCACCAUGGUAGCCAUGGUCAACAGCACAGACCAUCAAUCCCUGAUUAACAGCUCCACCGAGUGGCUGCCUGUUGAUUCACUUGGUGGCCGAAAUAAUUCCCCAAAGAGUCUUCAUGCAGGGGUUCCUUCGUAUGACUGGAGCCCCAAAAUUCAAGGCAUCAUCUUCAGCUCUGUCAGCUAUGGCAUGGUACUGACACUGGCUCUCAGUGGAUACCUGGCUGGAAGAGUAGGAACAAAGCGAGUGUUUGGUUAUGCUUUGCUUUCAUCUUCGGUUCUUGCUCUUCUCACCCCUUUGGCUGCUGAAUUUGGAACAGCUUCUAUCAUUGUAACUCGAAUAGUCCAUGGUCUAAGCCAGGGCAUAGGAUUUGGGGGUCAGUUUGCACUUUGGGAAAAAUGGGGUCCUCCACAUGAACGAAGCAGACUCUGCAGCAUUGCUUUAUCAGGAAUGAUUCUGGGAAGCGUCGCUGCCAUCCUCCUGGGUGGCUACAUUAGUCAAGCCCUUGGGUGGCCUUUUACCUUCUAUAUCUUUGGAGGCAUUGGCUUUGUCUUUUGCUUCCUCUGGUUUGUUCUGGUUUAUGAUGACCCCAUCUCUCACCCAUGGAUAAGCACUUCAGAAAAAGAAUACAUCAUAUCCUUCUUGGACCAGCAGGUACACGUCAGCUCUUCUAAGCAGUCUCUUCCCAUCAAGGCUAUAUUCAAAUCCCUACCCUGUUGGUCCCUCUGUUUUUGCUGUUUCAGCCAUCAUUGGUUACUUAAUAUACUGAUUGUAUACACACCAACUUACAUCAGUUCUGUGUACAAUGUUAACAUCAGAGAUAAUGGAGUCUUAGCAGCCUUCCCUUUAAUUGGUGCCUGGAUCAGUGCUAUCCUAGGAGGCUAUCUGGCAGAUUUCCUUCUGACCAAGAAUUUUAGGCUCAUCACUGUGAGGAAAAUUGCCACAGUUUUAGGAAAUCUUCCCGCUUCAGCACUCAUUGUGGCCCUGCCCUAUAUUAAUUCCAACUAUAUCAUAACAAUUACCUUUCUGACAAUCUCGUGUGGACUAAGCCAAUUGUGCCAAGCAGGGAUCUACGUCAAUGCCUUAGAUAUUGCUCCAAGGUAUUCCAGUUUCCUCACAGGAGUCUCAAAAGGAUUUUCACAAACAGCAGCUAUCUUGGUCCCCAUUAUCACUGGAUUUCUUCUCAGUCAGGACUCUGAGCUUGGAUGGAAAAAUACCUUCUUCCUGAUGUUUGCCGUUAACCUAUUAGGACUGAUCUUCUACAUCAUAUUUGGAGAAGCAGAUAUCCAAGACUGGGCUAAAGAAAGGAAACUCACUCGUUUAUGAGGAUAAAGAAUAAUGAUUUCAUCUAUGGUUAUAACUGUAGAAGCACAAUUUGAAGUUUUUAAUUUCUUGUCAUUUUCCUUUUUUAGUUAUUCUACUGUACAUGGAAAACUUUAUUUCAUAAAUGAGAAAACUCCAGUGAUGAAAAUUCCAACGAAAAGAAUUGUGUUCGCUAUAGCUCUUUUGAAAUAUGAGAUAAGUUUUUUCUUUUAUUCAGACUUCUUUUGAGUCUGAAUAAAAGACUGAAUAAAAUUUUGGAUGAAUAAAAUUUUAAAUAAAUAAUAAACCAGAAUAAA
Molecule: messenger RNA, 1917 nt
Organism: Nycticebus coucang (slow loris)
Lineage: Eukaryota; Metazoa; Chordata; Mammalia; Primates; Lorisidae
Gene: SLC17A3
Product: solute carrier family 17 member 3
Exons: 12
Coding region: 125-1624 (499 amino acids)
Biological process (GO): monoatomic anion transport; transmembrane transport; urate transport
Molecular function (GO): xenobiotic transmembrane transporter activity; toxin transmembrane transporter activity; voltage-gated monoatomic anion channel activity
Source: RefSeq, a predicted model, not a curated record